This is a messenger RNA of Rotaria sp. Silwood1, 393 nucleotides long. The record is from the annotation of a GenBank genome assembly. NCBI's taxonomy places the organism in Eukaryota, Metazoa, Rotifera, Eurotatoria, Philodinida, Philodinidae.
AUGUCAACUAUACGAGUUCGUUGUUUAUUACAACAAUGUACGAAAGCUACAUUACGUCUUCAAGAUGAAUUAGAAGUUACUGUAACAAAAGAUAGUGCUACAGUCAAGCUAUGUGAAAGUGACGAUGGAUUAAAAACAAUUGUUGAUCUACCUGGCGAUCUUUUAAUCAUUCCACAAGCAACAUUAGGUGGUCGUCUUAAUGCACGUCGUUUUCAAUAUCAUAAUAAUAUAAAUAAAGAUAUUGGUCUUGAAUAUUAUGAUAAACUUGUUUCAAAUUUACGUGAAUUAUGUAGUCAAAAUAAAGAUAAUGUUGUUCAUGCAGGAUCCUAUGGAAUAAGACAAAUAUAUUCAUGUGUAACUAAUGGACCUGCUAUGCAUAUAAUUGAAUAUUAA